AUGUCACCAUGCCCGAACUACUUAACUACCCGUAAAGUGAUUGCCAAAUCCCUUGCAAGCCUUUCUGGUUCCAGCGCAUCUUCUUACCUAUCGAGAGGUUCCGUACGAUUGGCCAGUUCGUCCACUUCUGCAGUAUCAGACUCAGCAAAAUCAGAGAAGGAUGCGCAGCAUGCUAUACCUGAACCACUGACUCUACUGCAUAAAACGAGGAGCCUAUUGCCUCGCAUUGUCGGGAAAGGUGGGCCGGGUUUCCAGCAGAUGGCGGAAGUAUCGCACACUUUGGAGUCAGUUCUGUCCAAAGCGUAUCAAAACGGAUCCUGUGUUAGCACUCCUUCGUUGUUCAACCUCUCGUCAGGCUAUCUUGCACAAUUUCCCAUCCCGGUGGAGAUAUCCGAACUUCGCUCACCUUCACUUCCCUUAACAUCCUCGUUCUCAAAGGUACACGAAACCCUUCGCGAUAUCCUCAGAAGCCCUACUUUCCUGGAGAGCGACAUCCGCAUCAUUGUUUGCAACCCGGUGACAAUGCCAAUAAAUGCCAUCCUCGAAGAACACCUGCCUUCCAAAACGAUACUGGUAUUGUCCUCAAACUUUCAGAAAAAGGAAUUGGAAGCUGUAGUACAUCAACAAAUGUCGCGUCAUAAUACACACUCGCUGCAUCCUCGCACUCAGUCCAGGGAUUUCCACAUUAUAUCAGCGGACCCUGGACGCGCAAUCCGGGCAAUCAGGAUUUUGCAGGCGAACCCAACUUCCCCAUCUGCUAUUCAAAAGUACAGCACCGACUUCGUAGAAUCACAGUUAUCUCAAGUGACUAAGUCUCUACAUGACAAAUUGGUACCAACUAAGAGUAUGAAAACGGUACAACGGAAGCUGGGUUUAGAGCGUGUGCAGGAUGUGUUGCACUGGUUUUCUGUCGCCAUUCUCCGUACGCGGAACGAACUGGACAAUGCCUUCCUUGACCAGACUUCGUUAAAAGAGACGCUGGAAGAGCACCGAGCCAGGAUAGAGGUCGACAUUUUUCAAGGUCGCGGUCAGAGUGAUGAGAAGACGCCCAUUAAUAUAGUCUCCGAAGCUAUCAAACAGGCUGAACGGGAUAUGCGGCCAGUCAUGGACAGACUCACUUGGUGGCAAAUGAUCUGGAGAGUGGACGAAAUUAGUAACAUUGUCGCAACUGCCGUAGAGCGGACAUGGUGUUCCAAUCUCGAGAAAAAGUUGAUAUUGGAAACAGGUCAUCUUGCAGCCUUACAAAAUGAGACGUCCGAAUCAGCCCUCUCCCUCCUCUCCAGUCAUCCCACAGUUGCUACUGCUGUUCUUAAGAAUACUCUUCUGCAAAUUAAAAGAUCACCAGGGUAUUAUCUAACACCAGAAAGUCUUACGCAACCCAUAUCUUCGCGUCGCAAUCAAAUUAUAGAGUAUCCGACAAUGCGCCUCCAUAUCACCGGCCAGAGGGCAGUUCUUGGAAUGACAGGGGGAAUCGUUGGAGGUGCAGGGAUUGGGUGGGCAGGUUGGUUAGGCUGGCUUCUCGGUAGUGGUGAGGGUAUGCUGGGGUUUAUUGGGAUAGAUGCUGGCACUGCAAUGGGAGUAGGUAUGAUGAGCGCAGUUGCAAGCAUCCGAUGGGCAGUAGGGAGAUGGGAGAAGUCAAAAUCAAGAUGGUGGCAAGAUUUGGCUAGAGUGGGUGAGGGACUCGAAAGAGAUCUCAAGGUCAAACUCCAAACCACGAUGGAACGACAAGUUGUUAUCUUGGGGGAAACGGCAUGUGAUGGGAUGGAAAAAUCCAUACGAGCACAAGAGAAAGAGCUUGCCGACGUAGUCGCAAGGAUUGAAGAGAUACAAGCUGGGGUCGAUGAGGUGCUGCAUGGAUCACAAUGCAAACCAUAA
Psilocybe cubensis is the source of this 1875-nucleotide messenger RNA. RefSeq lists its product as uncharacterized. The record is from RefSeq and is a predicted model, not a curated record. The coding region runs from base 1 to 1875 and encodes 624 amino acids. The transcript is spliced from 4 exons. Lineage: Eukaryota; Fungi; Basidiomycota; Agaricomycetes; Agaricales; Agrocybaceae.